AUGGGGAAGCAGAUGCUGCUCAGUACAGACAUUUGCGUGUUCGGAAGUGCUGCCAUGAUGGUGCCCAAAAGAGCCAUGAGACCUGUGAGCAACGGCUUGAGAGAGUUAAAAUAUGGAGUGUGGACAAUUAAAGCCAAAUACAAAGAAGACUUCACAACAUUAGGCCUUACACAUUUUGAGAUUAAGGAAUAUGUGAUGCCACGCUUCUCUGUAUCAAUAGAACCAGAAAAUAACUUCAUUAGCUACAAGGAAUUUGAAGAGUUCAGUAUUACUGUAAAAGCUAGCUAUUUUUAUAAUAAGAAGGUCACUGAGGGAGAUGUUUAUAUCUAUUUUGGAAUAAAAGAAAGUUUGCAAGAAGAUGGGAAAGAAAUGAUGCAUAAAGCAAUGCAACAAAAACAGGUGACAAAUGGAAUCACAGAAUUCACUUUUAAUAGUAAAAAGGCAAUUGAAGAAUUACCAUAUCAAAGCCUAGAAGAAUUAAAUAACAAAUACCUUCAUGUGUCUGUCAUAGUCCUGGAGUUAACAGGUGGAUUUUAUGAAGAAGCUGAAAUCCCUGGAAUUAAAUAUGUCCUGUCUCCAUACCAACUGAAUUUGGUUGCUACUCCUCUUUUCUUGAAGCCUGGGAUACCAUUUCCCAUCAAGGUCCAGGUGAAGGAUUCGCUUGACCAACUUGUAGGAGGGGUUCCGAUAACCCUGAAUGCAAAAGCAAUUGAAGAAAAUGAGAAAGAGACCCAAAUAGCGCCCCAGAAAAGUACCACCCAUCAAAAUAAUGGAGUAGCUUUGUUUGUGAUUAAUCUUUCAUCUAAUGUGACAGCGCUGGAGUUUAACGUUAGAACUGAAGACCUUAAUCUUCCAGAAGAAAACCAGGCUGUCAAAGAAUAUAGAGCAGUAGCAUAUUCAUCCCGCAGCAAAAGUUACCUUUACAUUGACUGGACAGAGAACCUCAAACCUUUACGUGUGGGAGAUUACUUAAGCAUUACUGUUAAACCGAGAAGUCCAUAUAUUGACAAGAUAGCCUUCUAUAAUUACUUGGUUUUAUCCAAGGGCAAAAUAGUUAACUUUGGGACCAGAAAGAAGCUUGAACAUUUGUCUUAUCAAAGUCUAAACAUUCCAGUAACUCAGGAUAUGAUUCCUUCCGCCCGACUUCUAGUCUAUUACCUUGUAACAGGAGAAAACCAGGCAGAAUUAGUAGCUGACUCAGUCUGGUUAGAUGUGGAAGAAAAAUGUGGCAAUAACCUCCAGGUUCAGCUGUCAAAUGAAAAUGCAUACACUCCUGGACAGAUCAUCUCUCUGAAUUUGGUAACCCAAUACAAUUCCUGGGUUGCUUUGUCUGCUAUGGAUAUUGCUAUCUAUGGAAUCAAAGGAAAACCCAAGAAAGUCAUGGAUAUGAAAAGAGUAAUGAGAGUUUUUGAAAAAAGUGACCUGGGGUGUGGUGCUGGUGGAGGUCAGAACAGUGCUGAUGUGUUUCAUUUAGCAGGACUUACAUUUCUCACCAACACUAACACAGAAGUCACACAAGAAAAUGAUGCACCUUGUAAGGAAAUACUCAGACCAAGGAGAGAACUGCAGGAGGCACUUGAAAAAAAAGCUGCUCAGUACAAACACUGGCGUGUUCGGAUGUGCUGCCAUGAUGGAGCCCAAAAGACCCAUGAGACCUGUGAGCAACGGCUUGAGAGAGUUAAAGAGGGAAAGUUUUGCGUGGAAGCAUUCAAGAGUUGCUGUCAAUUGGCAUCACAAAUACGUUCUGAAUCCACUCAUAAAAAUUUGAUAUUGGGAAGGAAUUAUAUUAAAGCUUUGAUGGAGAUUGGCAAGCCAGAAAUUCGAAGCUAUUUUCCCGAAAGUUGGUUAUGGGAAGUCCUCAAUGUUCGUUUAAGGUACAAAUUUCCAUUGACCCUUCCUGACUCUAUAACAUCCUGGGAGAUUCAAGCUAUUGGCAUUUCAGACAAAGGUAUAUGUGUUGCUGAACCACUCCAGAUCAAAGUAUUGAAAGACAUCUUUUUGGAGAUGCAGAUUCCCUACUCUGUGGUGCGAGGAGAACAGAUUCAAGUAAAGGGGACAGUUUACAACUACAAAAGUUCUGACAUGAAGUUCUGUGUUCAAAUGUCUGUCGGUGAAGGAAUCUGUCUGGCUGCAAGUUCCUCAUCUCAUUAUCAGGGAAUAAAGCAUACUAAGUGCAUUUUGAAGAAUAUAGAUGGUUCUUCUAUUCAAUCAGUUAUGUUCAAUAUUCUACCAUUAGAAUUGGGUCUUCAUACUAUCAACUUCACGCUAAACACUCCAUAUGGAAAAGAAAUCUUGGUGAAAACCUUACGAGUGGUGCCAGAAGGUAUCAAAAGGGAAAGUCAUGUUGGUUUCACACUGGAUCCACAAGGUCUAUAUGGUACCAUUAGCAGACAAAAAGAAUUCCAGUACAGAAUGCCAUUAGAUAUGGUGCCAAAAACGAAAAUUGAACGGACUGUGAGUAUAAAAGGAGUUCUUAUCGGUGAAGUGAUUUCCACAGUCCUGACUCCUGAAGGCAUCUCUACUCUAAGCCAUCUCCCAAAGGGGAGUGCAGAAGCUGAGCUAAUGAGCAUCAUUCCCGUAUUCUAUGUCUAUCAUUACCUGGAAGAUGGAAAUAACUGGGACAUCCUUGGUGCUACCCAUCUAAUUGAAAAGGAGAAAAUGAAGAAGAAAAUGAAAGAAGGGAUUGUAAGUAUACUGUCUUACAGAAAUGUAGACUACUCUUAUAGCAUGUGGAAGGGAAAAGAUGCCAGUACUUGGUUUACAGCUCUUGCCUUAAGAAUACUUGGACAGGUAAAUAAAUAUAUACCACAGGACAAAAAUUCAAUUUGCAAUUCAUUGUUGUGGCUAAUUGAGAAAUGUCAGAUGGAAAAUGGAUCUUUCAAGGACAAUUCUGACUAUCAACCAGUAAAAUUACAGGGUGCCGUACCUAAAGACACAAAUGAAAAAGCUAUCUAUCUCACAGCCUUUACUCUUAUUGGAAUGAGAAAGUCAUUGGAAAUAUGCCCAACUGAGAAAAUCAAUAAUGGGAUUAUCAAGGCUGAGACCUACCUCCAUGAACAUGCUCAAGAUGCCCAGAGCACUUUCACUUUGGCCAUCUCAUCUUAUGCUCUGGCCCUUGGGACUUCAUCUCACCCUGCUUCUCGGGCCAUCUUUUCAAAGCUGAAGAGAGAAGCUUUUGUGAAAGGGAAUCCACCUAUUUAUCGUUUUUGGAAAAAUGAUUUUAAAAAUAAAGAUACCACUAUUCCCACUGUUGCUACAGCCCAAAUGGUAGAAACCACAGCAUAUGCUUUACUUUCAAUUCUACUUUUGAGUGACAUAAAUUAUGCUAAGCCUGUUAUCAGAUGGUUGUCUGAAGAACAAAGAUAUGGAGGCGGAUUUUAUUCCACCCAGGAUACAAUUAAUGCCAUUGAGGCCCUGACUAAGUAUUCACUCCUGCUUAAGAAACAUCGAUUGAACAUGGACAUCAAAGUUUCCUACAAACACAAAGGUGACUUGCUCCAUUACAAAAUGACGGAUCAGAAUUUCCUUGGGAGACCAGUGGAGGUGCCUCUGAAUGACGACCUACUCGUCAGCACUGGAUUUAGUAAUGGCUUAGCCACUGUACAUGUAAGGACUGUUGUCCAUAAAACUGGUACUUCUGGGGAGGUUUGUAGCUUUGAGCUGAAAAUCGAAACCCAAGAGUUGCCAGAUAACAGCUAUGGAAGAUAUAAAGAAUCUGGAGAUAAACUCCUAAUAGCUUGUGCCAGCUACAAGCACAAUGAAAGAGAAUCAUCAACUGAGUCUUCCCAUGCUGUGAUGGACAUAGGUUUGUCUACUGGAAUUGGUGCAAAUACAGAAGACUUAUCUGCUCUUACCAAUGGGGUUGAUCAACUAUUAACAAGUUAUGAAAUCAAGGAUGGGCAUGUAAUUCUGCAACUGAAUUCAAUUCCUUCUGAUAAGUUCCUUUGUGUUCGAUUCCGGAUCUUUGAGCUUUUUGAGGUUGGAUUCCGUAGUCCUGCUACAUUCUCAGUAUAUGAAUACCACAGACCAGAUAAACAGUGUACCAUAUUUUAUAGCCCUCUCCAGAGCACACUGGAAAAAGUAUGUGAUGGAUCAACCUGCAGUUGUGUGGAAGCGGAUUGUGGGCAAAUGAAGGAAAAGCUAGACUUGACAAUCUCUGCUGAUGCCAGAAAGGAGGCUGCCUGCCAACAAGACAUUGCAUAUGCUUAUAAAGUCAAGAUUUUAUCCAUCACUGAAGAAAAUAGUUUUGUUAAGUACACUGCAACCCUUCUGGAUAUCUUCAAGACUGGGCAAGCUCUUGUUCAGAAAAAUACUGAAGUCAUCUUCAUUAAGAAGAAAACAUGUGCUAAUAUUGACAUUACAAAAGGGAGUCAGUAUUUGAUCAUGGGAAAGGAAGCACUUCAGAUAAAACACAAUUUCAGUUUCAAAUAUGUGUAUCCUUUGGAUUCUCUGACCUGGAUUGAAUUUUGGCCUUCGGAUGAAACCUGUUCAUCGUGUAAAAAUUUUAUAGCUAAUUUAGAAGAAUUUUCUGAAGACAUCUUUCUAAAUGGUUGUUAAAAUGUUUGAAUAAAUCUAGUU
Messenger RNA from Gracilinanus agilis (Agile Gracile Mouse Opossum), 4578 nucleotides. It is a transcript of the gene C5, whose product is annotated as complement C5. Lineage: Eukaryota; Metazoa; Chordata; Mammalia; Didelphimorphia; Didelphidae. Gene Ontology annotation, molecular function: endopeptidase inhibitor activity; protein binding. The transcript is spliced from 38 exons. Gene Ontology annotation, cellular component: extracellular region. The record is from RefSeq and is a predicted model, not a curated record. Bases 1 to 4557 code for a protein of 1518 amino acids.